This is a messenger RNA of Purpureocillium lilacinum, 1665 nucleotides long. RefSeq lists its product as uncharacterized. Gene Ontology annotation, molecular function: transmembrane transporter activity. Gene Ontology annotation, cellular component: plasma membrane. Gene Ontology annotation, biological process: transmembrane transport. Lineage: Eukaryota; Fungi; Ascomycota; Sordariomycetes; Hypocreales; Ophiocordycipitaceae. The record is from RefSeq and is a predicted model, not a curated record.
AUGUCCUCUACGCCCCAAUCCAGGGAGAACAAUGACAUCGAGCCAGCCGCAGAAAAAGGCGUAUCAGAACCGGGCUCAGAAAGAACUGUCGUCAAUAACGCCGCUCAUGUUUCGGAGAAGAAAGGCUUGAGGUUCUGGCUCAUCGUGGUGAGCCUCGCCGUUACGGCGAUUCUAGCUGCACUCGAUGGCACAAUUGUUACCACUUCAUUGCCGUCAAUCUCGGCGGACCUAGAUGGAGGGUCAAACUACGUCUGGGUAUCAGGGGCAUAUUUCCUGGCCGUAACUGCACUCCAGCCUCUCUACGGCCAGCUGGCAGACUUUUUCGGCCGGCGCAAACUCCUCGUGGUUUCCAUCGCAAUCUUUAUUCUCGGCAGUGGCAUCUGCGGUGGAGCGUCGAGUAUGAACAUGCUCAUUGCGGGUCGAACCGUGCAAGGUGUAGGCUCUGCCGGAAUGAAUCUGCUCGUGGAGCUCAUCGUCUGCGACCUCGUUCCCCUCCGCGAGCGUGGUCAAUAUACCGCCAUCAUCUACAGCGCGGCCACCGUCGGUGCGGCCAUGGGCCCUUGGAUCGGCGGUGAGGUCAUCGUCAAAGCGUCGUGGCGCUGGGUCUUCUACAUCAACUUACCCAUCGGCGGAGCAGCUCUCGUUAUGGUCCUGCUUGUUCUUCGGGUCAACCACCCACGGAUCGCACUCAAAGACUUUCUUCGAAGCAUAGAUGCUAUUGGAAAUAUUGUCUUCGUUGGUGCGACGGUGGGUAUCAUGUUUGGACUUAUUUACGGCGGCAUCAAGUACCCUUGGAGUUCGUGGCACGUCUUAGUGCCGCUUAUUCUUGGCUUGGUAGGGCUGGCCAUUUUUGCACUCUACGAAGCAUCACCUUACUGCAAGCAGCCGUCGAUCCCACGCCAAAUCUUUGGCAACAGAACGUCCAUUGCGGCCCUUUUAAUCACCUUCUUCCACUCGUCGCUGCUUACUUGGGUCACCUACUUCGUCUCGGUCUACUUUCAGACUGCUCUCGGGGCAUCUCCCGCUCGAGCUGGUGUUGAUCUCCUGCCGAACGUCUUCGGCUUCAUACCCGCAGCUGCAAUUGCAGGGGCUAUGCUUACCAAGUUCGGCCGCUACCGCCCCUGGCAGCUUGCCGGACUCUGCAUAAUGACUAUCGGCAUGGGUCUCUACUCGCUGCUAGACCAGAAAACGCCGACGUACGGCUGGGUGCUGCUGGUCUUCUUCUUUGCGGUCGGCUGUGGCCUCGUCAUCCCGUCGCUGUUGCCCGCAUUGCAGGCAAAGCUCUCGGACUCGGACUCUGCCGCUGCGAUAGCAGUGCUCACGAUCGGGCGAAACUUUGGCAGCGUAUGGGGCACCGUCAUCCCGAGCAUCAUCUUCAACAACCAAUUCGAUCGGUUUUCCGAUACGAUAGGCGACGAAUCCACUCGGAGACUGCUGCUCGGCGGCCAGGCCUACGCCCAUGCCACAGCCGAUUUUGUCAAUACAUUGCAGGGCAUCACGCGGGAGCAGGUCAAGACUACAUAUGUCAAGGCGCUGAGCUACGUUUGGUAUGUUGGUAUUGUCGUCAGCUUUAUUGGGCUUGCAUGCGUCUUCUUGGAGGAGGAGGUCGACCUCCGAACAACCCUCGAUAGCGAGUUUGGACUGGAAGAGCGACCGGAGAAGUAA